AACUCCUCGCCCCGGGAGCGCGCUAGCUCCAAAGCAGCAGGGCUGUGGGUCCCGUCUGCAGCGAGGCAGGCGGCGGGGAGCUGCGCAGCGCUGGGGGCUCCUUGUUGGGGGAUGGGCGGAAUAUUGAAUCAUGUUUGUUCCAAGGUCUCUUAAAGUCAAGAGGAAUGCUGAUGGUGACCUAAGCUGUACAGCAAAAAUAAAAAAGUUGUCUUCUGGAGAACCCUCAUUAGUGGAGGCCACAGACUUAAGAGAUGUUAAGCCAACUAUAAAAGAUGCUUCUGCUUCAGGAUGUAAUUUAUAUAAAGCAGUACAAGAAUGCACAGAGCUACGAACUUUUCCAGAUUCAGACUUCCCCUUUGCUGAUGAAUCUUUGGGAAGGGACAACCAAAAUGUUGAUGAAGACAGUUCCUCUGUGGAUGAACCCAUUAAAUCUUUCAGCAAAUCCCAGCGCUGGGCAGAACCUGGAGAACCUAUAUGUGUUGUUUGUGGUCGUUACGGUGAAUAUAUUUGUGAUAAAACAGAUGAAGAUGUUUGUAGUUUGGAAUGUAAAGCCAAACAUCUUUUACAAGCCCAAGAAAAAGAAGGGUUAAACUCUGACAAUCUUGUGAAAGUAGAAUCAAAACCAGAAACUCUUUUGCCUGUCACCCUUUAUACCUAUAAAGAACAUUCCUUUAUUUUAAGCCUGCAAGAUGACCAGAUCAAGAACCUUAAAUUGCAGUUAGGUAUUGUUGUCCAGGGCGAAGGAGUUACAAGACCUAUUAUAGAGUUUGAACACUGUGGUUUUCCUGAAACUUUAAACUAUAAUUUAAAGAAUUCAGGCUAUGAAGUUCCAACCCCUAUCCAGAUGCAGAUGAUUCCUGUUGGACUUUUGGGAAGGGAUAUUGUGGCCAGUGCAGACACAGGCUCAGGAAAAACUGCAGCCUUCCUGCUUCCAGUUAUUAUUAAAGCCUUGGAAGAGACUAAAACUCCAUCUGCACUUAUUCUGACACCAACAAGAGAGUUAGCAAUUCAGAUAGAGAGACAAGCUAAAGAGCUGAUGAUUGGUCUGCCAAACAUGAGAACAGUUCUUCUUGUAGGAGGUUUACCACUGCCACCCCAACUUCAUCGGCUGAAACAAACUGUUAAGGUUAUAAUAGCAACACCUGGAAGACUCCUAGAUAUCUUAAAACAAAGCUCUGUUCAGCUCCAUGGUAUUAAAAUUGUAGUCGUGGAUGAAGCUGAUACCAUGUUAAAGAUGGGCUUCCAGCAACAAGUGCUGGAUAUUUUGGAAAACACCUCCAGUGAUCGUCAGACCAUAUUGGUUUCAGCCACAAUACCAGUUGGCAUUGAGCAGCUGGCAAAUCAACUUCUGCAGAAUCCUGUGAGAAUAACCAUUGGAGAAAAGAAUCUGCCAUGUUCCAAUGUUCGCCAGAUUAUCUUGUGGGUAGAAGAACCAUCUAAAAAGAAAAAACUAUUUGAAAUAUUAAAUGAUAAGAAACUCUUCAAACCUCCAGUGUUGGUAUUUGUGGACUGCAAGCUAGGAGCAGAUCUUCUGAGUGAUGCUGUUCAUAAAAUCACAGGAUUACAAUGCAUAUCCAUGCAUUCUGAUAAAUCACAAACUGAAAGAACAAAUAUAUUGCAGGGAUUAUUUCAGGAAAAAUAUGAAGUCGUAGUAAGCACUGGAGUCCUUGGGCGAGGACUUGACCUUGUCAGUGUCAAACUGGUAGUAAAUUUUGAUAUGCCCUCAAGCAUGGACGAAUAUGUACAUCAGGUUGGAAGAGCAGGAAGGCUGGGUCACAGUGGAACUGCAAUUACUUUUAUCAAUAACAACAGCAAGAAGCUUUUUUGGGAUGUUGUAAAGAGAGUAAAACCAACAGGCACAAUUCUUCCUCCACAGUUGCUAAACUCCCCUUAUCUUCAUGACCAAAAGAGAAAGGAACAACAGAAAGUUAAACAAUCUCAGAAUAGUCUUGUAACAGGUGAUAAUCUUAUGGACAUUAUUAGAAAACAUGACAAAAGUAAUACUCAGAAGUAAUUAAUGGUAUUAUAUGUAUAAAUAUAAUGAAAGCACUGUAUUUCUGUAGUAAUUAAAUGUGAAUUUAUAUCAUUGAUAUAAGAUUUGUCAAAGUUAUUUUUGAGAAUGUGUAAUCUUUUUUCUGGUGAAAUCCUGAGUCUAAUUUUCAUCUCCAUCCCUAAAUAGUGCCUGAUCUAAAAGGACAUUCCAAAUCUAGAAAUCACACUUCACUCUAAAAGUACAGUAACAUCUACAAGCAUUUUUUCAGUUUUACUUUGUAUGGGUGACAUCUUCUAUGUAGUUAUUUUCACUGUUCCCAUUAAAUAUAUAGUCUUCUUUCCUUCUUGUUUCUGUGGGGCUUUUGCACCGCAGUGGAAGAGAGAGGAAUAUUUUUAAAACAGGAAAAUUUGAUUAUAAAACUAAAAAAAAUGGCAUGGACAUGUUUACUAUCUGCAAAUAUUUUUAACUCUUGUUAAAUGAACUAUGUUUUAAGUUAAGAAUCUCCCUUUAACCCUCAAAUCAAUAUAAUUAUCCUCAAUACUGAGCACCCACACAGUUUUUUCAUUUAUGGGUCACAAUUAAUUAUUAAAAAUGAUUGCUUCCUGCCAUCUCAUGUCUGAAACCAGUAAAAAAAAAUCCUGCUCCAGUACUCUAUAACAUCAACAAGAUUUUUUUCCCUGCUGUCAUUUGGGAUAGCAAGGACUGUGGUUUCUUCAACCUCAUAGUAGAGGAAUGAGGAAAAUUAGAUCUAAUAAUUAAAACAUUAAAUUGUGAUCUCAUUCUGUUAAUGGGAACAUGACUGGGCUGCUAGGGUGGAAUGUUACACCAUAAAAAAAAAAAUAGGGCUGUUAAUUUACUGUAGUUAACUGACAAGAUAAACUCAAAAAAAUUAAUCGCAAUUAAUCAGUUUGAAUUGCACUGUUAAACAAUAA
Gopherus evgoodei (Goodes thornscrub tortoise) is the source of this 2925-nucleotide messenger RNA. It is a transcript of the gene DDX59, whose product is annotated as DEAD-box helicase 59. The transcript is spliced from 8 exons. The record is from RefSeq and is a predicted model, not a curated record. Gene Ontology annotation, molecular function: RNA helicase activity; nucleic acid binding; ATP binding. Bases 131 to 2014 code for a protein of 627 amino acids. Lineage: Eukaryota; Metazoa; Chordata; Testudines; Testudinidae.